UCAUUUUAAUCAUUCAGUUACAAAUGUUUCCUCAGUAAUUGACCUUUUCUUCACCUACCAGGUGGUCAUUACUACUAAAACCACAGAUGAUGAUUUUAGCCUUCAGUAUUCAGUCGAUCACAAUGGACGGAUCGUCACACAAAAGCCAUCACACCUUGGCGAGGGCACCACUGUGUGUGCAGCAAAUCUGUUCAAAAACCUCCCUGUCAGACGGCAGUAUUAUUCCAACUCUAAGAAAUGCAAAGAGGAACUGAAGAGGGUCCAGAACUUGCUCAUGGCCUAUGCUGUUGUUAAGCCUGAGUUAAGGAUCACAUUGAGCCACAACAAGGCUGUGAUCUGGCAGAAGUCCAGGGUGUCGGAUCACCGAACUGCCCUCAUGGCUGUGCUCGGAGCGGCCUCCGUAGCCAACAUGCUCCCCAUCCAGCAUCACCAGGAGCAACCAGAGAUUGGCGUUGAUGGAUUCUUUCCCAAACCGGGCUCAGAUUUUAAUUCCACCAGCUCCUCUUCGCCCUGAUAAAACAUUCUUUGUUAAAACAUCUUUGUUCAUAGUCGACCUGUGCAUCCCCAAGAAAUACUUAAGCUUCUCAAGCAAUACUACAACAGUGCUCAGUCUAAUAAAGAAUCUGCAAACCUUCGCUAUCCCAUUUUAAUGAUGAACAUCACCAUACCCGCCUCAACUGUGGACGUUAACCUGACACCUGAUAAAACUGAAGUGAUGCUUCAGAACAAGGAAGGAGUCCUGUUGGCGGUGGAGACUGUGUUAAUCUACCUGUACGGGUACUCUAUUGGCGAUGAUGAUCUCAAAGCAGGAGGAAAUCGCCCUGGCAUUAGUUCUGUGGAGGUAUCUGAACACACUAAUGUAGUAAAGCCUACACCAACCACAGAUACUAGUUUGGACGAUCCAGAAUUACUUGAGAAUUCUCCCCCAAAUGAAGAUAAACAAGACAGUGAUCUAUCCUUGAGCAACACUGCAAACACCAGCUCCUCUUCGAUUUCAGAAGAUUGGGUGAUCAACAGAUGCUCAAAUGAUUUUGACAGUAUUAGUUCCUCAUUACCUGCUGACGAUGUAGUAAUGAACUCUACAUCUGAUCUAAACUGUGACUCCCCAAAGGCGUCUAAGAGUGACAGUGGCCCAGGUCAGGAGAGUGAAAUAUCUGCUGAGAGCUGGAGCACUGGCAAGGCCUUCUCAAAUUGAAUCACCCGAGAAUGCCUAGAAACUGUGAAACUCCAUGUCCCGAAAACACAUGGAGACCUCGGAGGAACCGAGCCCACAAAUAUGAGGUCCAGCCCGUCCAAGAGGCCUUCUAACGUCAUUAUGGACUAAAUGGCCAAGCUGACAGCCUACGAGCUGAUCAGCAACCGCUCCGUGCGUCAGCCCUCGUCUGCCUUUUCGCUGUUUGAGCAAGACACCAGAUCGCAGGUCCUCCAGGAGAACCCAAGAGCCAGUCCUCAGGAUGUCACAACUGCUGUGAAAGAGGUGUGGGAAAGCCUCGGGGAGGAAGACCGCAAGAAGUAUGAAAGCAAGGCAGAAAAGUCUCUGAACGCCUACAACCUUCAAAGGAAGAGGGCAGCAGAGGGAGGUGGCCAGUGUGAAGAGGGCAAGAAGCAGAUGAGUGCCGAGUCUUCAUUGAACAAAGCUCAAGGCGUGAAGCGCAAGGCCCCCCUCGCCAACCAGCAGGCCCUGGACAAACUCUUCUCCUCUCAGCCCUCGAGUAAGAGGAGCCCUGCCAAGCUCUCCAAACCCCUCCCGUUCAGUAUCGCAACCCUCAAGCAGAGUUUUAACCUCCUCUCCUACCAGAACAGCUCAAGUGCGCAGGGCCUCAGGCUUGUAAACCGCUUGGCUUCUCACGGUGCCUGGGUCGUUUUAUGCGGCAGAAAGCUCAUGGUGAUGAACCCGUUUCGAGUGGAGGAGGCCUUGCUGUUUAAAAGACUUCUGGAGAAUAAUAUACUUCCAACCGUGAGGCUGCAGACCCCUGUACAGCUGACAGAUGGGGUGCUUGGUGGGCCACAGUACAUGGAUGUUCUCCUGAACAUGGAGAAAGACAGUCCCUGCUUUAACGGAGAUGUCUACUUUACUGAUCCUAGGCUUGUGGCAAAUGGUUUUGAGAUUAGGAUGAUUCCAGGUUCUUCGUCCUCUGAGAGGCAUGUUGAAGUGACGGGCAUGGCCGACUGCAUGCCUUUCCUCGGGAUAGGAGACCUGAGGGAGAUUCUGCAGGCCAUAAAGAGUGAAGCUGUGAGACUAGCUAGACAGUUACCUCUGAACCUCUCCAGAGCUGAUGUUACAAACACGCUUUGCCGAAUGAAACGGGAUCUUGAAGAAGAAAGUUGGGUCUGCAUUCAUGGACGACCAUUUUUUCACGAUCUGGUUACUGUUCCUGAAACUGAGCAGGAAGCUCUGCAAAUCAUGUCUAAUUCUUGCUAAGGAUUUCAAGGACUUUGUUGUAAGACCCAAAUGGCACACUAACAUUUAUUAUACCAUAUAGUAGUAUGAAAGUUGUCAUUUGGAAUAAUAAAUGUUUGUCUUACUGAAUUAUGGUUUUUAUUCAUGACUUGAUGUAUAAAUACUUAUUAAACUGGAUUCUGAAUGUUUAAUCGAGAUGCGUACUGUAUGUAUUCACCAUUUACCAUCACCAUUUUAUCUUUCAUAACAUCAUAUGCAAAUAAAAUAGCUGUAAUUAUAAUGCAUUAAGUAGCUACUUCAGUCCAGAAAUGACAGCGAUGGGUCAUGAGUAAUUUUACAUAUUAGGAACGAUUUUAUGAGGGCAAAGCUAAAAAAUUUUGAAUAUCAGUUAUAACACAUUAAGAUUUUGAAACCACAUUUCAGUGAUGUUAAUUGAUGUAUUUUGCUUUUCUGUCUUAAUUUAUUGUGGGAACAUUUGCCAUUACAGGUAAUGAAGGAAAGGGCAAGUGCUAGACUUUAAAAGUUUGCCUUGUUGACUUCUGAUUAGAAAAGAAAACAAGCCAGAACUACUGACCCCACAGCAGAUGCCAGUGAACCACAAAAUUCAAUCCAGUGUGGUUGUAAAUUCACUCU
Molecule: messenger RNA, 3034 nt
Organism: Cyprinus carpio (common carp)
Lineage: Eukaryota; Metazoa; Chordata; Actinopteri; Cypriniformes; Cyprinidae
Product: PMS1 homolog 1, mismatch repair system component
Biological process (GO): mismatch repair
Cellular component (GO): MutLalpha complex
Molecular function (GO): ATP-dependent DNA damage sensor activity; ATP binding; mismatched DNA binding
Source: RefSeq, a predicted model, not a curated record